Molecule: messenger RNA, 804 nt
Organism: Oppia nitens
Lineage: Eukaryota; Metazoa; Arthropoda; Arachnida; Sarcoptiformes; Oppiidae
Product: gamma-aminobutyric acid receptor-associated protein
Exons: 2
Coding region: 8-397 (129 amino acids)
Biological process (GO): autophagosome assembly; cellular response to nitrogen starvation; autophagy of mitochondrion
Cellular component (GO): autophagosome membrane; cytosol; autophagosome
Molecular function (GO): ubiquitin protein ligase binding; GABA receptor binding
Source: RefSeq, a predicted model, not a curated record
AAACAAUAUGAAGUUUGCCUACAAAGAGGAACAUCCGUUUGAAAAGCGCAGAGCAGAGGGCGAGAAGAUCCGUAAGAAAUAUCCCGAUAGAGUACCCGUGAUUGUAGAGAAGGCACCGAAAGCACGUAUCGGCGAUUUGGACAAAAAGAAGUAUUUGGUUCCGUCGGACCUGACUGUCGGUCAGUUUUAUUUCCUGAUCCGUAAGCGAAUCCAUUUGAGACCCGAAGACGCACUGUUCUUCUUCGUGGACAAUGUGAUCCCUCCCACCUGUGCCACAAUGGGUACACUAUAUCAGGACCAUCACGAAGAGGACUUCUUUUUAUAUAUUGCUUAUAGCGAUGAGUCAGUCUAUGGACAUACAUCUCAACCCUCACUGACUCUCGAAACCAAUCAUUAAAUAUGUUUUCUCUCUUUAUUUUGUUUAUUCAUGUUAUUAAUACUUUAAGAUAUUAUAAUAACAAUUAUUAUUAUUAAUGAUAUAUAUAUAUAAAUAUAUUGUCGCAGAUAUAGCUAAUGAAUAAGAUGUCGAUAUAAUUAAGAUAUGAUAUGAUAUUUAACUAAUUGUCACAUAAGUUGAGAUAUACUUAUUAGAAAUAAUAACAAUUUAUUGUAUAAUAGGAUGUAAUUUGUAUUUGUUUUUAUUUUUUGUGUUAAUAUUUUUCCUCCUUUAUUGACAUGAUUUUUGCGACAAUUGAAUGCACCAAAAGUAAGUAAUGAUAUACUAUUUGCAAUCGAGACUUCAGUUUUAAUUAUAAAAAUGACAUUUAUAUUAAAAAUUUUUGAAUUUGAAAUUCUAUGUAAAAU